This is a messenger RNA of Labrus bergylta (ballan wrasse), 1477 nucleotides long. RefSeq names its product carboxymethylenebutenolidase homolog (Pseudomonas) (gene cmbl). The record is from RefSeq and is a predicted model, not a curated record. Lineage: Eukaryota; Metazoa; Chordata; Actinopteri; Labriformes; Labridae. Gene Ontology annotation, molecular function: hydrolase activity.
CAACCGAUGAACUUUGACCACUUUGACUGAACAGAGCGGACAAUUACGAGAACAUGGCUCACUGGGUGGAAAAGUGGAAACUGGGAAUAUGCGCACUGUUGGAAAAGUGAACUGAUAAAAUACAGUGGGUGGCGGUAAUGCGACAUUUACGGGUGCAAAACCUCCAGAAAAUACCAAAGAAGAAAAAGAAGAACUUUGCCCUAUGACUUUGCCUGAAAGCUCCUGAGUCCUGCAAAAAACCUUCGUUGUGGUUGGAAAUCGUAGAACUACACGAUGGCGAAUGAAGCCAAGCCAUGUCCCUGUGAUAUCGGUGAUCGGAUGGAGUAUGGGGGGCUCGGUCAGGAGGUCCAGAUAGAGCACAUCAAAUCUUAUGUUGUUAAACCAUCUGCUGCAUCUGACAAGGCCAUCAUUGUCAUACACGACAUCUUUGGCUGGGAGCUUCCCAACACCAGAUACAUGGCUGAUAUGCUCGCUUCUAAUGGAUACACUACAGUCUGUCCGGACUUCUUUGUUGGCAAGGAGCCAUGGACCCCGUCACAUGACUGGUCCACACUACAGGAGUGGCUUAAAGAGAGAAGCGCAACAGACAUUAAGAAAGAGGUGGAUGCAAUGUUGAGGUUCCUGAAGGAGCAGUGUGGGGCCAAACACAUUGGAGUAGUGGGCUUCUGCUGGGGAGGGAGAGGCACCCAUUACCUGUCUCUCAAUUAUCCAGACAUCAAAGCUGGAGUGUCACUCUACGGGAUCAUCCGUGACCAAGAGGACAGGUAUGGACUGAAGUUUCCUACGCUGUUCAUCUUUGGUGGGAAUGACUCCUAUAUCCCGCUGGACCAGGUGAAUGGCCUUGAGGCGAAGCUAAAGGAGAAAUGCAAGACUGAUUAUCAGGUGAAGAUCUUUCCUGGUCAGACUCAUGGCUUUGUCCACCGAAAGAAUGAGGAAAUGAACCCAGACGACAAACCCAGCAUCCUGGAGGCCAGAGCAGACUUAAUCAACUGGCUCAAUAAGUACAUGUAAAUGAGAAGGUCAGGUAUAAAUAAUCAGCGACACUAUGCUAGAGCCAUGCAUUGUAUUUUUUUAUACAAUUAUCUUUUAUGUUGGCCGAAUGAAAAACUGAAAGAGUUCAGUAUUAAAUGUGUCCUUCACAGCAUACUAAUGGUUGUGAUUGGUGGUCAUGGUUUAGUAUGAUGGCUGAUAUUAAAGCUGUUUAAAUCUUUUUUGCAAUUUUAUGUCAGAGGUCUAAAUGUUCUUGAGGCUGUGGAUACAGAGGAACUGUGAUUUGUAUUGAUUGUAAUGAAAUGUGAUUUACAGUGAAGAUAAAACUAAUCAGCACUUCUGCCAAGUCAUUAUUAAUGCAGUGGUACCUUAAUGGAAGCAUGCAAUUUAAAAUGUAUUGUAUGUAGAAAAUAAAGAUGUUUUUUUUAAAUGAAAAAUCCAAUGUGCAUGUGACAAUACAUAAAUAAAGCUUAUUUGGGGCUUGAAA